AUGAAGGAGACCGAGACAAUUGAUGAGUUUGCUAGCAAACUCAGCGCCAUGAGCAGCAAGUUCUCCACUCUUGGUGCCACGCUUGAAGAUUCUUCUUUGGUAAAGAAGCUGCUUGAUUCGAUCCCUGAUAAGUUCUUCCCUAUUAUUGCCAGUAUUGCACAUUUUCACGAUCUUGAGAUGAUACCAUUUGAGGAGACUAUUGGGCGACUGAAGGCGUACGAGGAACGAACACUACGAUUACGCGGAAACACCAAUGACACUAAAGGUGAGCUCCUAUUUACUCAUGCCGAAUGGCAAAUGCGACAGAAGGGGAGCAACGUGGACACUUCGUCAGGAGGCAAGGGUCAUGGGUCCAGCAGCCCUAGUCGUGGCAAAUGGUGUGGGCGUGGGUGGGGGCGCGAUCGUAGUCGUGGUACGCCAAGCCAAGACAGUGCAGGAGGCACUAGUAGCAAUGGCAGAGGCACUCGUGAUAAGAGCUGUAUAAAGUGUUUCAAUUGUGAGAAAAUGGGGCAUUAUGCGUCUGAAUGCUACAACAAGCAUCGUGAUGAUGAGUCUCACCUCACUUGCGCCACCGAUGAAGAGCUAUCACUGAUGAUGAUCGUGUCCCAUGAGGAGCCUGACACUAGGCGUGAGCGGCAGGAUACCAUUCUGCUCAGUGAAGAUAGGUUGUUACCGAAGAUGUACCGCGACGUUAAUAAAGGAGAUAAAGACGUUUGGUACCUUGAUAACGGUGCCAGUAACCACAUGACUGGCCAUCACGAGAAGUUUCAAGAACUAGAUGAAACCAUCACCGGGAGGGUGAGGUUUGGCGAUGGAUCAAUCAUUGAGAUUAUGGGCAAGGGGACGAUUGUGUUCGAAUGCAAGAACGACGAUCGGAAGGCUCUCCACGAGAUAUACUACAUUAUAAAACUUUGUAGUAAUAUCAUAAGUCUCGGUCAAUUGGCAAAAACUGGGAAUGAGGUGCACAUGGAAAGAGAUACCAUGAAGGUGAUUGAUAGGAGCGGGAAGCUCUUGAUGCUGGUAAAGAGAACACAAAAUUGCUUGUACAAGAUAACCUUGAAGACAUUCAAGUGGAUGUGGGUGUUUAUAUUGGCAGCAAAGAAUGAUGCAUUCCAAGCAUUCAAGAAGUUCAAAUUCUUGAUGGAGAACAAGACUAAAUACAAGAUCAAAACACUCCGGACAGACCGGGGCGGCGAGUUUCUAUCCACGGAGUUCACUCAGUUCUGUGAAAAUGAAUGA
Zingiber officinale is the source of this 1239-nucleotide messenger RNA. RefSeq lists its product as uncharacterized. The transcript has 2 exons. The record is from RefSeq and is a predicted model, not a curated record. Gene Ontology annotation, molecular function: nucleic acid binding; zinc ion binding. The coding region runs from base 1 to 1239 and encodes 412 amino acids. NCBI's taxonomy places the organism in Eukaryota, Viridiplantae, Streptophyta, Magnoliopsida, Zingiberales, Zingiberaceae.